Molecule: messenger RNA, 1821 nt
Organism: Punctularia strigosozonata HHB-11173 SS5
Lineage: Eukaryota; Fungi; Basidiomycota; Agaricomycetes; Corticiales; Punctulariaceae
Exons: 2
Coding region: 52-1683 (543 amino acids)
Source: RefSeq, a predicted model, not a curated record
CGUCAGCGCCAACGCGGCCCACGACGACGACGAGAACGACGAGCUCUCGGCAUGGCUCUCAAGGACGUCGUCGUGUCCCGCUCGACGGCCUCGUCACUGUCCACGACGACCACGGUCAAUACAGUCGGCACCGCGCUCGUCCGCGCCGUCCGCAAGCCAAGGCUCAUGGCGAUUAGGAUACGCCAACGCGCGCGCACCCGCCGCACUGGGGUGACGGCACUCCCGCCGCAUUAUACCAUGCUCCCGCCCGAGCUAUGGCUCCUCAUCUUCCGCUUCGCUACCAUCCCCUCCCCAUUCCCGUCGGAUACGUCGUUCAUGGCCGCCCCCGCCCUCUCUCGUGCCGCGCACUUCCGCGCGAUGCAGAUGAAGCGCACCCUAUCGCUCGUGAACUCCAUCUGGAAUCGGCAGAUGCGCGAACUGCUUUACGAGUUCGUCUGGCUGACGAGCGCGGCCCAGGCACACCUCCUCGCGCUUGCCCUCAGGCGCGACGCUUCCCUGGAUUGGCCCCUAUCUCCUCGCUCCCCUGGGCUAUGGAUCGCCCGCAUACGAUUGGAGACCGACCUACUCCACCGUUGCGACCCCGCGGACGUGCUCACUAUUUUACACCACGCGCGCUACGCCGAAGCAUUCGAGGACCAAGUCUCGAUCCGGCGCUCGAGCUAUGCUGGAAAGCACAUGCUCGCGGAUCCCGCUGCGAUGGGUCGACUCCUCGCGCGUUCACGCCCGGCCGACGCACCUCCUCUCCGAAGGCUCGCAUGGACGACAUACGACGACACGCCGUUCGACGUCGAGCUCUCGCCCGUUCUGACACCAAGCGGCCGGUUCGCGCAGCUCGAGUACUUCGAGCUCACGACGCUCGCCGUGGACCCUCCGAUCGCUGUGCGUGCGCACGCGCCGCACUCAGAGGGCCUAAACCUCCCAGCCCUUCGCGCACUCAAGCUCUCUCUUGCGGACGCCACCUUUGGCAUUAUCGCCACCUGGACCCUCCCCGCGCUUACAUCGCUCUGCGUCCUCCUCGCCGAUGCUUCCUACGCCCGCGCCGGCGUGCGCGCUUUCUUCCUCCAACACGGGGCCUCACUCAAACAGCUCGAACUCGCGCACUCCCCCGCCAUCCUCGCGCUCACCGCCAUCUCACGCACCGGGAACGCAGACGAACUCGCGCGGCGCGAAGUCCGCGCCUAUCUUGCUGAUUGGACUCCGAGUCUUGAAGAGCUCGUCGUGAGCUGCGACGCCGAAUGGAAUUGGACCGACCCGAAUUGGGCCCCGGCGCACCCGCUCAUACCGGCGCACCCCACUCUGCGCAUGAUCGGCGUGCGCGAUUUCGACGUCUGGAUCGGACGCGCGCUUGCCCGGUUCCCUGCAGGCUCAGACUGGGACUAUCCGGAGGAGGGCGAGGACGCGGUGUUGAGGCCGCUGGCAGAGCAGGUAAAAGUCCUGCUCUCCCCGGAACGGUUUCCGAAGUUGCGGUUCGUCCGCGAUCUGUCCGCCGCCUCGGACGAGAUGCGAAAGCUUCCGGGUGACAGCAAGGAGCGGCCGCGACGCGCAGUGGUCCAGUUCUGGCUGGACACGGUGAGGAGGUGCGGUGAGCGCGGGGUGUACAUCGAAAAUUGGAAGGGGGACAGCAUCCGGGUCAGGGAUUUGCAGAGGGCUGGCGGGCUGGUGGGAAGUCCGCAGGUGAAAUGAUUUAGGGAACGAUACAAAAAUUUCUUGCUUUCGAUCUUUCGCUUUCAAUGCUUGCUUUCGUCGAAGAAAAGGUUGAUCUCUAGCCACGCUGUGUACAAUAGACCACCCUCAGUUGCAUAUACCAUCACCAUGCUUGCU